Aspergillus homomorphus CBS 101889 is the source of this 2862-nucleotide messenger RNA. Its product is annotated as non-specific serine/threonine protein kinase. Gene Ontology annotation, cellular component: spindle pole centrosome; chromosome passenger complex; spindle midzone. Gene Ontology annotation, biological process: mitotic spindle organization; regulation of cytokinesis; protein phosphorylation. The record is from RefSeq and is a predicted model, not a curated record. NCBI's taxonomy places the organism in Eukaryota, Fungi, Ascomycota, Eurotiomycetes, Eurotiales, Aspergillaceae. The coding region runs from base 119 to 2752 and encodes 877 amino acids. The transcript has 5 exons. Gene Ontology annotation, molecular function: ATP binding; protein kinase activity.
AACCUGCUGGAUGGAUCUACUGGCAGUCUAGAUUUAGAAAGCGUCUCGACAUAAAUUUCGCGAAUUCUCACCUCCGCGGACUUUUCCCCGCCAGGCGGAGAUAAAAAUCUUGAAACACAUGCCACCUCCUAGGACAAGAGCGGAGGUCCAAGCCCAGAAACAAAAGGAGAAGCUUGCCCACUCAUACAAUGAGUUAUUAGAGGAGUUUUCCUCGAAGGACCUCCGGACUGUAGGGAAUUAUACCCUCGGGCGGUUGAUAGGAAAAGGUUCCUUUGGCAAGGUCUACCUUGCCUCUCAUAAGUUGACCAAUGGUUCCAAGGUCGUACUUAAGUCAUCGAAUAAGGAGGACAGGAACCUGGCGCGCGAGAUUCACCAUCACCGUCAGUUUCUUCACCCUCAUAUUGCCCGCCUCUAUGAAGUCAUUGUGACAGAAAAGUUGGUUUGGCUGGUUCUGGAAUAUUGCCCAGGUGAUGAGCUGUACAAUCAUCUCCUCCAGCAUGGCCCACUCCCUGAUGACAAAGUCAAGAAAAUUUUCACACAAUUGGUCGGGGCUGUGGCGUAUGUCCACAGCAAAUCUUGUGUUCACCGCGAUCUCAAGCUAGAGAACAUCUUACUCGACAAGCACGAAAAUGUCAAGCUCUGUGACUUUGGAUUCACAAGAGAGUAUGAAGGGAAGGCGAGCUAUUUGCAGACUUUCUGUGGCACAGUAUGCUAUAGCGCCCCCGAGAUGCUGAAAGGCGAGAAAUAUGCUGGCGAAAAAGUGGAUGUAUGGAGCCUAGGGAUCAUUCUAUACGCACUGCUUGCUGGGGAAUUACCAUUCGAUGACGACGAUGACCAAGUCACCAAGGCCCGCAUUCUCAACGAAGAACCGGUGUAUAAUGAAAAGUUCCCCGAUGAUGCUAAAGCCCUCAUCAGCCUGCUCUUGUCAAAGCGGCCUUUGAUCCGGCCGAGUUUGGAUGAGAUCCUCGGGCACCCAUUUCUCGCUGAGCAUGCUUCGGAACAGCUGGCGAUUUUGAAGAUCCCACGCCCAGCACCGUUUUCGACUCCACUUGAAAAGACAACUCUGCAGCGGAUGAAAAGUGCAGGCUUGAAUAUCGAUGAGAUUGUGGAGAGCGUUCUCUCACAACGAUGCGACCCCCUCGCCGGCUGGUGGGCACUGCUAAUAGAGAAAGAGCAACGCAAAGAACGCAAGAGAGAGCGUAAGCGCCGUGAACGUGAAGCUGAGGCCAAAAACAUUCGUCGUCUCAGCGCAACAAGCAGUCGCUUGGAGAAGAUUUCUGCAGCUUUGGUCGAAGUUGAUGAGGAGGGGCACGCAUCCUCUGAUGGCCCCCUCCAGGAGCGUGGGCGGAGGAACAGGCGUAGCUUGCCAUCUCAGCUGGCUGUACCCGAGCUGCCUAUGCUCCCAGAGCCAGUUCCUGUGCAUUCUCCCGACUCCGGCACGCCUCCUCCGCCUAUCGAUAAAGAUUCAGUACGCUCCGCCAGCUCGACUCGACAUCGUCCGUUGCCGCCUCCAAAGGAUCAAGCCCGGCGACCAAGUACAUUACAUGCGAGCGCCUCGCAACCAGAGCUGGCGCAACACAACGGUCUCUUCAGAAGGCGCACUGGUCGCCGUCAGUACCCAAUCAUAAGCCAGCUAGCAUCCCUUAAGCACUGGUUUGUGGAAUCUGCAAAGAGGGCCAAAUCGCCACACGCAAAGACUACAGGUGCACAAGGUGGGCAUCGCAAAUUUCUCUCGGAGAGGCUAAGCCCGGGAAAGGGUCAAGAGGCUGGCAAAAAACCAACAUCUUCAUCUGCGGCCGCUGGGCACCAAAGCGACUUGUUGACACCAACACAGGUGAAGCGUUCAUCGAAUGCUAGCAGUCUGGCUCCUAGCAGUGCCUCCUAUCCAAACCAUCGUCACUCUUUCCCCCGGCAACCUCGGCCCCUGAGCACAAGCCAACCCCAUAGGAAUUCCCUAUCACCCUCUCCGAUUACCCCGAGGGGGUCUUACCGACGAUCGUCUGCAGGCUUACGUGGACGCAAAUCGACAUCCUCUUCUGUCUCUUCUAUUCGCAGCAUUCAUCAUACUCAUACACAUUCGAAAGCUUCGUCCGUUUCCUCGAACAGCAUCGGAUCGGCCUCCACACCGACCGCUCGGAUCACUAAAUCACCUCAUUCUUCUGUAAAAGUCCUGCCCACGACGCCAAGUGCCUCUGCUCGUUUUCCGAGCAACAUUCGCUUAGUUCGAGGGACGCACGCCGGAAUUCGCGACCUGGACGACCACAACGGAAGACUUCACACAGUGUUCAACGAGGCAGCCCCGGCGCCGCUACUUUAUUCGCCCUCUUCAAGUCUUGUAUUCGCCCGCCGCAAGCGAUCCGCAUUCAAAGGCCCCAUGAUCCAUACUGCUAACCUGAUGGUAUCUGGCGGCGUGGCUGCUUCAAAUUAUUCCCAUGUGGAUUAUGCUGAGAGUUCCGUGAUCGCAGGUCCUGUCCGGCCUGCGGCAAGGAAGAGCCAGAUUAUUGAGGAAGAGGAAGAUUUGGAAGACGACGUUGAAGAAGUGGAUACCUUUAGCGGCUUAGAGGAUGAUCCAGGCUCGCCAGUUGAUAGGGCGACAUCGGGUGAUUACCGUGGCCAUGAACAUACGGACGGAUCGCUUCCUGAACCCACUCGCAAACCGGUUCUAGCCCCCGCUCCGGACUUUGACUCUAGUUCUCGCCCACCACGCUCGUCUUCAUUAACAACGCCGCCAUUUUCAAUUGUCACUGAAUAGACAUGCUCGUGUACAACGCGAAAUUCUAUGAGACAGCCCUUCCUGCAAAACGACUCUCUGGGUCCUCCGAGCAAUGGCGGUUGGGUAUUACUCGAGUCACCUUGACACGU